AUACGCCACUGUGGGAGUUGAGCUAAUUAACUCCGGAAGAUGGCAGUAGUGCAACACCAACGAUGCCAGCUGCCGUUAAACCUGACAGAAGAAGUAGAAGAAAGCUAGACCUCCUGAAUCGAGCACAACUCUUACUGUAACCCUGGAUGCCAAUAUAAACGUUUCGAGCAAAGAGCGUAUUGAAGAGGCAAGCAUGAGCAGUUUUAGUAGACCUGCCAGACACAGGACGCCACCAUUCACCAGGGCAACGCACCUUGGAGCAUCCAAGCCUGACCUGGAGAGAGAUUCAGGCUUCUCAGAUGCCAGCUCUGAGUACCUCAGUACAGUCGAUCUGACUGACUGUGAAGAUGCAGGAAGGAAUGGGUUAAUAGUCAGCCAGGACCUGAGUGGUCCGCAGCUGGCUGUGAUGGGAGGCUCGUAUGCUGGACUGUCUCCUAUGAUCAUCAUGAAUAACUUUGUCUUAAAGCAGCCAUCCCCGAUGACUCCAGCAGAAAAACAGUGGGGCUUUCCUUCACCCUUGGAAGUGAUGCCUCAGUCCCAAGUGGUUCUUCUUCAACCCGUGGUAUCAAAUGGCAGCAGCAGCUCUCCAAAGAUUGGCUCUGAAAAUAUCCGACAAUCAAAAAGCUACAUGCCCAUCCUCAAGUCAUAUCCCAGAAUCGCCCCACACCCUGCAGACACGCCCACUAAGUGGGUGGGAUCCUCGAGGGUGAAGGUGAGUUCAACGUCAAGACAUGACCAGCGACAGAGGAGGCACCAUCGCAGCCACAGGCUUUACAGCUCCCCAAGCCCACAGCCAGCACUGCAGACCACAGUCAAACCCGUCUCCAACUUUGAAGCGGCAAACAACCAAUCACAGGCAGCUGAGAGUCAGGAGCAGCUCAGUGACAAGUCUCUCUCCCCGCUGACAGGGAGCAGCUCUCCGCCCUCCUACACAGAUGAGUUCAUGGCCGAGAUUGACAGCGACAGGAUGCAUGAUGACAAAUACCAGGAUCCCUUCUCAAUGGACAAUAACAAACUGAAACGUUUCAGCAAUACCUACAACAUUCUCAACAAGUCUGGCUUGCUGGGGAUCACCAUGCGCACAAAGCAGCUGAUCAAGGAGAAUAAGCGCACCCAAGGCCAGCUGCAGCAGCUUCAGGAGCAAACAGCUCUGCUGCUGGAGGCUCUGAGCAGCGGAGACCCGCAGCUCUGGACUAAACUGCAGCUCUCUCUGCAGCACACAGACAAGGAGCACUGGGGAGCUAAAACUCAGAGAGUCCUGGAGUAAUAUAUCGAUGGACAUGACCAGCAGUUCUCAAUCAGAGGCUCAUAAGAUGAUUUAUUGAAUGUGAAAAUGUAUAUCUCAAAUCUUUACAAAAAAAAACUUUCUUCGUAUGAAAUAGCCAUUACACCAUCUAGCAUUAAAACUAAACAGACUAUAUCUUAUAACUGAACUAAAGUAUAUAAGUGUAAAUAUAUAUGAAGAGGUACAGAACAUCUUAAAUUGAUGGGUUAUGAAGCCAAAAACAUUCAGGACUGCUGGUCUAAUAUGAAGCCGAAGCACAUCUACUAAUACCAAGUGGGAGUUAAGAAGCAUGCUUACAUUUCAAACCGUCGCCUAUAAUGAAUUUUCUUGCCUCUACUGCUUCAAAAUGGCAAGUAUCACUUGCCAUAGGGCUAUGGCUUCUAUAUGUUGAACUCCUAAUUGCAUAAAACGCAUGCCUUACAGCACAUGUGAGGACACAUGGGAUUAAUUCCUUAUACAUGCCUUGAAUGUGAUGGCUUUAGACAAAAUUUGAGCAUCACUUUUACUUUUUAAAUUAAAUAGAAAACCUGGAUAAAUUUAAAUUUCUUCGUUACUGAGAAGCAUUUUGAAUCAAUAGCACAAUAUCUAGUCCUUUGUUUUUAUUUACUUUUGUUUUAAAUUGGAUGGUAAAUGAAACUGAAUGAGCAGAUGUCUCCUUUUGUGAGAAAGUGUAUAUACUAACAGAUUGUAUUCUCAAACAAGAGCUGGGUGGCCCACAGUGAGAGUACAGAAGGCUGGUUAGCUACUUUUCAGUAUUAUUUAUUUGUAAUUAUGUUUCUGACCAACACUAAAGCUGUGUGAAUAAUAUGAACAAACCAAGCACAUUAUAACGAGUUUUCUAGUUCACUGGUAAAAGCUCAUUUUUUCAAAAGAUACCAUAAAUAACUAAAUAAGAAUUUGUGAAAGCAUAAACUGUAGCAGGUGAAGUGCUGUAGCCAUAUAUUCUUUCUUGACUUUGCAUCUGUUGUUGCUAUGUUUAUUCCUGCUCCUUAAGCCUGGCGUGAUGUGUAUUAAUUUAAACUUCAAGGCAAAGAAAUGACAGCUAAAUAGCUUCUUUUAGUUUCAUAUGACUGACUCUUGCACUUUAGUUAUAAGAUUACUGACAACGUGUUUAGACAAACGUUACGACUACGAUGUUAAUAUAAAUGUAUAUCUGGAUGCCUGUGCCUUUUUUAAAAUAUGUUUAUGUUUGUACGUAAUAUCAGCUUGAGCAGCUUAGAUUGUGAGCUUCACGUGGAAGAAAGAUGAAUGUACUUAAAGGUCUCCAAAGAAUUAAUAUUUUUCUCUGAAUCAGAACAAAUCAUGACCUGACUAGGCAAUACAUGCAGAGUUGCUGUAGAAAGAGUAGCACAAAGACAAGUUAAGUCAUAAAUGGUUGAGUUUUAUAUGUUGAAUUAUUUAUUUUAGCAACAAUGCACUACUGUUGCAAUAUUUUCCGAUCAUGCGUAGUUGGAAAAACUAAGAAAAAAGUCUUGGGUUCAGAAGGACAAAUGGAGAGUUAAAUAAAAUGUUUGUUACUUUUCAGAGAUGCUGCUUUUCCUGUUAUUGUGAUAUGUGCUUUCUGUAUCAUUUCUUUAGCAAAAGUCACUUUGACCAAUAACGAACUGUCAUAAAACGCUGUUUGA
Molecule: messenger RNA, 2910 nt
Organism: Morone saxatilis (striped sea-bass)
Lineage: Eukaryota; Metazoa; Chordata; Actinopteri; Moronidae
Gene: cipca
Product: CLOCK-interacting pacemaker a
Exons: 4
Coding region: 194-1267 (357 amino acids)
Biological process (GO): negative regulation of DNA-templated transcription; negative regulation of circadian rhythm
Cellular component (GO): nucleus
Source: RefSeq, a predicted model, not a curated record